AGCCGAGCGACCGCAAGCAGGAUCGGGUUACGCGACGCCCCCAUUGUUUAUUAAACCCGGGUCAGUGCGCCGUUAGCCGCGGGACGGGACAACUCGCGUUGUGUACUUUCCGCCUGAGAAGCGCCGCUUAAUGCCUCGGCGAGCGGCUGGAGUGUGAAAUUCCUUUUAAUGGGGAGAAACGGCAUCCGGCCGGAGCUGUAAAAAUGAUUGAAACAAUGGACACGCAGCGUGCCUUGCAGGCAGUGGAGCGACUCCAGGCCAAGCUGAAGGAGCGAGGAGAGGUGCCCACCGAAGAGAAGCUCAGCCUGCUCAAGUCGGUGCUCCAGAGCCCUCUCUUCCACCAAAUCUUGGCCUUGCAGAAGACCGUGCAGCAGCUUAAAGACCAGGGGGUUGGAGAUCACGCGGCGGUAGCGCAACACAACGGCAGCCGUGCGGCGCUUUCGGACAGUAGCAAUGGCAAAGCACCAAGUGAUCAGUUGGACCAGAUUCUUCAGACGAUGGCACAGGGGCGCUACGUGGCGCACGUGGAUUUGCAGAAGCCGGCCUCGGGGGGUCUGGGAUUCAGCGUGGUGGGCCUGAAGAGUGAGAACCGCGGGGAACUGGGCAUUUUCAUCCAGGAGAUCCAAGUGGGAAGUGUGGCUUACAGCGAUGGCAAACUGAAGGAAGCGGACCAGAUUUUGGCCAUUAACGACCAGCCCCUGGACCAGACGGUGACCCACCAGCAAGCGAUCGGAAUCCUGCAGAGAGCAUCCGAGAGGGUGCGUCUCACCGUAGCCCGGGGACCCAUACCUCAGCUGUGGCAGCACGUCGAGACUAUUGAGCUGGUUAACGAUGGCACAGGCCUUGGCUUCGGUAUCGUUGGAGGGAAGACGACCGGUGUUAUUGUGAAAACCAUCCUUCCUGGAGGCAUUGCCGACCAGGACGGCCGCCUGAGAAGCGGCGACCACAUCCUAAGAAUCGGAGACACCGACCUGUACGGGAUGGGCAGCGAGCAAGUGGCGCAGGUGCUGCGACAGUGCGGCAAUCGGGUGAAGCUGGUCAUCACCCGGGGCCACGUGGACGAGAACCCCUCCGUCUCCACUUCCGCGCCGGCGUCGCUCCCGGCGGACAAGAGCGAUGAGAAAGAAGACGACGACGACGACGCGUUUGACGUUAGCCUGAUCAAGAACACCCAGGGUUUGGGGAUCACAAUCGCCGGUUAUGUCGGCGAUAAAAAUUCAGAGCCCUCUGGAAUUUUUGUCAAGAGCAUCACAAAAGAUAGCGCUGUAGAUCAAGACGGUCGUAUUCACGUGGGGGACCAGAUAGUGGCUGUGGACGGAGUGGACAUCCAGGGGUACACCAACCAACAGGCCGUGGAAAUCCUCCGACACACGGGCCAGGCCGUCCACCUGAAGCUGAUCCGCAGAGGAUUCCGGCCCGAUGAGAUCACCCCCGUCGUGACCAUCCUGCCGCCGUCUGCUGCCGUCCUCACUGACCUGGACACGGAGGGACAGACAAAAACAGAGCAAGAUGAAAAGCAGCCACAGGCACCGAAUGACGGAGCUGGCUUCACAUCGCUCGUAGAUCAGUUGACACAAGACAAAUACGGGGCAUUGUCGACACCGUUCAAGGAAGAGGAGCUCGUGAAAAAGUGGCAAGAGAUCCUUGGCGCCAAUAAUGAAGUUGUGGUGGCUCAAGUGGAGAAAUUCAGCGAAAGUAGCGGACUGGGGAUCAGUCUGGAAGCCAACAGCGGGCAUCACUACAUCCGUUCGGUGCUGCCCGAAGGACCCGUCGGCCGUUGCGGCAAACUAUUCAGCGGGGAUGAGCUCGUCGAGGUCAACGGGAUAUCCCUGAUCGGCGAGAGCCACAAAGAAGUGGUCCGGAUCUUGAAGGAGCUGCCCGUUUGCGUGUACAUGACGUGCUGCAGACCCGCCCCACACCAGCAGGCGGACACUGACGAAUCAAAAACACAAGUGGAUGCUUCAGCUGGCAGAUCGCAGUUAAAGCAAACGGAAUCACGUGACGCGGAAGUGGCGGAGGCGGCGAAUGAUGCCACACAGGAGGCGACGGGUUCUCCCUUGGCCAUGUGGGAGCUCGAAGUCCAGAAUAUUGAGCUGGAGAAGGGCGCGGGAGGAUUGGGAUUCAGCAUCCUGGACUAUCAGGAUCCUCUGGACCCCGCCAAGACGGUCAUCGUAAUCCGCUCCCUGGUUCCCGACGGCGUGGCCGAGCGGGACGGACGACUGCUGCCGGGGGACCGGCUGAUGUUCGUCAACGACACCGACCUGGAGAGCGCCAGUCUGGAAGAUGCCGUCCAAGCUCUCAAGGGGGCCGAACUGGGGAUUGUGCAGAUUGGCGUGGCUAAACCCCUUCCGGUGGACACCAGCGAAGUGGACGAAAAGAUACUUGAGCGCUCUUACUACAGCGAAGAAGACACAUUCCAGGCGUCGAUGAUUGCGCUUGAUGGAAGUGGCUCGGACCUGGAUUUCUUAAACACCGAGACUUCAAGUUACCUCAACUUCGGACCCGUUUCCGCGACGGCGCAAUUCGGCGCUUCUGAUGAAGACCUUGCCGCCUCGGUUGGAACGUCAGAGGGCGGCGAGUCUUACGGCUUCUUUAAUGACCUCCGGAUCGCGCCCGAAAUCCAGCCCGAGCUAACGGAAUCUGUUCAGUGUUACGCGAAAGAGCCCUCCGUGGAUUUCGCGGAUGGACCGAUCGAGGACGAGGCGGUCGAUUCAAAGGCGGACGACGGCGACCGAGCGAUUUCGGCCGGCGACUUUGAACGGACCAUUACGGUGGUCAAGGGCAACUCCAGUCUAGGGAUGACGGUGUGCGCCAUGAAAGACGGUCUGGGGAUGCUGAUCCGAAGCAUCAUCCACGGCGGCUCCAUCAGUCGUGACGGGCGCCUGGGAGUGGGCGACCUCAUCCUGGCUAUUAACGGGGAGCCCACUGUCAAACUCAGCAACGCACAGGCACGCGCCAUGCUGCGCAGGCACGCUCUCGUCGGACCAGACAUGGGAUCUGCUUGCUCAGCCGAGGAUGAUCUUUGCCCAUUUUAUGUCAUGACGUACGUCCCGGCAGAAUAUCUCGAGGAGUACAAGAGCAGCCUGGAGCGGGGCGACAUAGACCAAGUUUUCUCCAAAUCGACUGCAAAGGAUAUUCCCAACCUUCCGGAGCGGGAAGAUGGGGAGGGAGAGGAAAGUGUUUCUUAUAGCAACUGGAACCAACCAAGACUAGUGGAGCUCUUCAGACAGCCCGGCAAGUCCCUUGGCAUCAGCAUCGUAGGGGGGCGCGGGAUGGGCAGUCGGCUGAGUAACGGCGAGGUGAUGCGGGGCAUUUUUAUCAAGCACAUCCUGGACGAUAGCCCUGCCGGACACAAUGGCACCCUAAAAACCGGGGACAGGAUUGUAGAGGUGGAUGGUGUGGAUCUAAGAGACGCCAGUCAUGAGGAAGCAGUGGAGGCCAUUCGCAGGGCGGGAAAUCCAGUGACCUUCCUGGUGCAGAGUAUCAUCCAGAAAACCAGGUCGUCGACAAGUGCCGAGUCCGCGGAGGAGAACGUGACGUCCCUACCGAGAGAAAAGGAGGACAAGGAGGGUGACAGUCACAGUAGACUUGUCCUCCGCCUCUCCCCAACUAACCCUUUCACUCCUACCCCGUUUAAGCCGAAGAGACCAGAUGCCGCAAAAGCGACGCCCGCCAGCGUUGCUCUUGAGUUGCCGGUGGUGACCCACACGGGAGAGAGCGACACGGACACUCUGACGGAGACUCCGGCUCGGUUCCAGGAGACCGACGUAGGGAGCGGGGAGAAGGGUGAGGAGUUUCGACACAGCUGGGACGACAUAGUCCAGCGCUACGGUAGCCUCCCGGGCGCCCUCCACGCCAUCGAGCUAGAGAAGGGUAAAGCAGGCCUGGGUCUCAGCCUGGCCGGGAACCGGGACCGCUCCCGUAUGAGCGUUUUUGUGGUGGGCAUCGAUCCCGCGGGGGCCGCCGGGACUGACGGACGCAUGCUGGUCGGGGACGAGCUACUCGAAAUAAACGGGCAAGUCCUUUACGGUCACAGUCAUCAGAAUGCAUCAUCCAUCAUCAAAAGCUCGCCUUCAAAAGUCCAAAUCAUCUUCAUCAGGAACACAGAAGCGCUUGAGCAGAUGGCGGUGGGACCCGUGCGAGAAACAGAAGGAGACGCAGCAGAGCCCCGCGCCGAGGAAGACGUUGGUGAAGAGGCCACAGAAGACAAGUUAACCAUCCGUGAAGGCAGCGCCGCAGCUGUCAAUGGGGACGCAGAGGUCGCCGGUCUACCCCCCGGCAUAGUUUGCACAAGUCAACCCGAAACAGCUUCGAGUUACAGUCGCUCGUCCAGCCCGUCGACGCUGGCCUGCGAUCCCGCCACAUGCCCCAUCAUCCCCGGUUGCGAGACCACCAUUGACAUCUCCAAAGGGCGGACGGGUCUGGGGCUCAGCAUCGUCGGAGGCUGCGAUACGUUACUGGGGGCUAUCAUCAUCCACGAAGUUUACGAAGAAGGUGCCGCCUCCAAGGAUGGCAGGCUUUGGGCUGGAGACCAAAUCUUAGAGGUAAAUGACAUCGACUUGCGCGCGGCGACCCACGACGAGGCCAUCAACGUGCUGCGGCAGACUCCGCAGCGAGUCCGGCUGACCGUCUACAGGGACGAAGCCCAGUACAAGGAGGAGGAUCUGUGGGACUCGUUCGUGGUGGAGCUGCACAAAAGGCCCGGGCAGGGUUUAGGAUUAAGCAUCGUGGGGAGGAGAUCACGGGAUCAAAGGAACGACACAGGAGUGUUUGUGUCCGACAUUAUUAAAGGAGGCUUGGCGGACGCCGACGGCCGCCUGAUGCAGGGUGACCAGAUCCUGUCCGUCAACGGAGAAGACGUCCGUUCCGCCACCCAGGAGUCUGUCGCCGCUCUUCUCAAGUGCUGCGUCGGCUCGCUGAAGAUGGACGUCGGGAGAUUUAAAGCCGGACCCUUCCACUCGCAACGAAGGCUGUCCCAGUCUAGUCAGACGGACAGAGAAUUCUGUCAGACAAGCGAACCGUGCGGUUCCAAAGUGACUAUGGGGAGUCUUUCCGGAGAUGCGAGUCAGCACGUUCCAGACCUCCAAGACGCAAGGAUGGUGGAGUUCACCAAAGGCCCCGGUGACUCACUGGGUGUCAGCAUUGCAGGCGGAGUGGGUAGCCCCUUGGGCAACAUUCCCAUCUUUAUUGCCAUGAUGAACCCCGUCGGCCUGGCAGCGCAGACCCAACAGCUCAUGGUCGGAGAUCGCAUCAUCAGUAUUUGCGGAGCUUCUACGGAAGGCAUGAGCCAUUCGCAAGCUGUCGCUCUGCUGAAAAAUGCAACAGGGACAAUACAACUCCAAGUAGUCGCCGGUGGAGAUAACACCGUGACCGACGCGGCGCAGGAGCAGGCGGUCGGAGGCCUUCCGCCGCCUAGCUGCAUCUUCCAGGAUGACCUCAGCCCUCCACAGUACAAGAGCAUCACACUGGAAAGAGGACCGGACGGGCUGGGAUUCAGCAUCGUGGGAGGCUACGGCAGCCCCCACGGGGAUCUUCCCAUCUACGUCAAGACGGUUUUCGGCAAGGGCGCGGCGGCGGAGGACGGCCGCCUGAAGCGAGGGGACCAGAUCGUGGCCGUCAACGGGCAGCCGCUGGAAGGCGUCACGCACGAGGAGGCCGUGGGCAUCCUGAAGAGGACCAAAGGAGGCGUUUUGCUCACCGUAUUGUCCUAGCCAAUAGCGCUAAUAGCAGACAUUGCUAUUCCAGUGCCAUUUUUGAGCACCCGCCGUACUUCUGCGAUGAAAUAUAAUGCUGCUAAAGAUUCGGAAUGAAUUAUAUCAGUAUUAGCGCACACAACAAUGACGCAUUUACUCACGGUGGAUCAAUAAAACAAUCAUGGAUUCAGUGCUAUUUCAGUUGAUUUCACUUGUAG
Corythoichthys intestinalis (scribbled pipefish) is the source of this 5911-nucleotide messenger RNA. RefSeq names its product multiple PDZ domain protein. The record is from RefSeq and is a predicted model, not a curated record. Lineage: Eukaryota; Metazoa; Chordata; Actinopteri; Syngnathiformes; Syngnathidae. The transcript has 42 exons. Gene Ontology annotation, molecular function: protein binding. The coding region runs from base 204 to 5711 and encodes 1835 amino acids.